AUGGGUCACACAACUGUUGAAAAGGGAAAUCAUGUCGUUAUAGACUUGAAUGAAGCACCUAAAGAUAGUGAUAUAUUUGAAUUUGGCACAUUUAAUGGUGAAUAUGAGCAUCGUCAGGGUAACUCAAAAGCUGACGAAUUGGAAAAAAGUUUACAAGACUUAUCGACUGAAGAAGUCAGUCACAUGAAGUUUAACUCGGAAGUUGAAGCGGGUUUGAAAUUGAAUGUCAAUAAUCAGGAUUUUGGUGAAUGUGCUCUGGGUAUUACUGACUUUCUGUGCACAUGUUUGAGCUAUUUGACACAUAUCAGUGGCUUCUUGAGGGGUCUACAUUAUAGCUUGGUGCAUAUUUUUCGGGAGGCGAAUGCAGGUGAUGCUGAAACUCUUGCUGGGCAGGAGGUAAAGAGUAGGAAUUCAGUUGAUUUUCCGAUGGGUUUGAGAUUGCCUUGUGAUGUUACCUUCAUUCUGUUAUUUGAUCAACAGAGUUUCCCUAUUUUGCGAAAUAGAAAGAGGGUGGUCUUCGAUGAUAAGAUGUAA
This is a messenger RNA of Ilex paraguariensis (yerba mate), 534 nucleotides long. The record is from the annotation of a GenBank genome assembly. Lineage: Eukaryota; Viridiplantae; Streptophyta; Magnoliopsida; Aquifoliales; Aquifoliaceae.